This is a messenger RNA of Brachypodium distachyon (stiff brome), 2763 nucleotides long. RefSeq names its product auxin response factor 2. The transcript has 11 exons. Gene Ontology annotation, cellular component: nucleus. Gene Ontology annotation, molecular function: DNA binding. The record is from RefSeq and is a predicted model, not a curated record. Gene Ontology annotation, biological process: response to hormone; regulation of DNA-templated transcription. The coding region runs from base 317 to 2410 and encodes 697 amino acids. NCBI's taxonomy places the organism in Eukaryota, Viridiplantae, Streptophyta, Magnoliopsida, Poales, Poaceae.
AAAACCCCCGCGGCUUUAUCCAACAAAUAUUUUGUUAGGCCAUAGCCCUGGCUCCCCUCUGCCUCCUACGAUACGAGCCCCCCCUAGCUCCCCACCACCUCCCCCCUAUAGCCAUUCAUGGCCAUCACCACCAUGUGUCGCCACCCCCACCUCCUCCACUCCCCACCCACUCCGCUUCCCGGCCCCCAUUAAACCUCCCGUGAGCUAGCUCGCUCGCUCGCGAUCCGCAUCACCGCGCGACGUUUCCCGUCGCACCCCGUCUCUCUGUAGUCUGGACCGUUGCGUUGCCUUCCUGCCUUGCGUUGGUUCUCCGGCCAUGAUGGGCAUCGACCUCAACACCGUGGAGGAGGACGAGGAGGAGGGCGGCGCGGCGGCGGAGCCGGCCAGGGGCGCGGUGUGCCUGGAGCUGUGGCACGCGUGCGCCGGCCCCGUGGGGCCGCUGCCACGGAAGGGCAGCGCCGUCGUGUACCUGCCGCAGGGCCACCUCGAGCACAUCGGGGACGCGGGUUCUGCGGCUGCCAAGGUGCCGCCGCACGUGUUCUGCCGCGUCGUCGACGUCAAUCUCCAGGCGGACGCCGCGACGGACGAGGUGUACGCGCAGGUCACGCUGGCGGUCGACAACGAGGAAUCGAAGAGGCGGGUGCGGGACGGGGAGAAUGAGGAAGCCCGCGACGGUGACGGCGAGGACGCUGACGCCAUGAAGCGGCUCCCGCGGAUACCGCACAUGUUCUGCAAGACGCUCACGGCUUCCGACACCAGCACGCACGGGGGCUUCUCCGUGCCUCGCCGUGCCGCCGAGGACUGCUUCCCGCCGCUGGAUUACAGCCUGCCGAGGCCGUCCCAGGAGCUCGUGGCCAAGGAUCUGCACGGCACUGAGUGGAGAUUCCGACAUAUCUAUCGAGGCCAGCCACGAAGGCACCUUUUAACCACUGGAUGGAGUGCAUUUGUCAAUAAGAAGAAGCUUGUCUCUGGGGAUGCAGUACUGUUCCUCCGAGGUGAAGAUGGAGAGCUUCGAUUGGGAGUGCGCCGUGUUGCUCAGCUAAAAAAUGUAUCUCCCUUUCCGGCACCUCAUAACCAGGACCCAGGUCACAGUAGUCUUGGAAAUGUUGCCCAUGCUUUGGCAGUGAAAAGUACUUUCCACGUCUACUAUAAUCCCAGGUUAUGCCAAUCUGAGUUUAUUAUACCAUAUUGGAAGUUCAUGAGAAGUGUUGGACAGCCUUUUUCUGCUGGAAUGAGGUUCAAAAUGAGAUACGAAAACGAAGAUGCUUCUGAAAGAAGGUCCACCGGGAUAAUAAUUGGGAGCAGAGAGUCAGACCCGAAGUCGUAUGGUUCGAAGUGGAAAUGUUUGGUGGUGAGAUGGGAUGAUGAUAUAGAGGGCCGUCGGCCUAAUAGGGUAUCUCCUUGGGACAUUGAGCUUACUGGAGCAGUUUCAGGAUCUCAUCUGUCCAUUCACCAUUCAAAACGGAUGAAACCAUGCCUUCCCCAAGUUAAUCCAGAUAUGUUGCUUCCAAGUGGAAGUGUUUCUUCGGAUUUUGCGGAAUCUGCCAGAUUCCAUAAGGUCUUGCAAGGUCAAGAAUUGUUGGGUUUUAAAACUCAUGAAGGUACUGUGAGUGCAUCUUCUCAGGCGUCUGAAGCAAGAAGUUUUCAGUACACUGAUGAACGGAGUUGCUCUAUCAACAUGAGUAACGUCGCAGGGGUUCCAAGACUUGGUGCUGGAACCCCACCUGGAAACCAUGGGUUUUCCUACCACUGCUCAGGCUUUGGGGAAUCUCAAAGAUUCCAAAAGGUCUUGCAAGGUCAAGAAGUGUUUCGUCCUUACCGAGGAGGAACUUUGUCUGAUGCUGUUAUAAGAGGUUCUGGCUUCUGCCAACGUGAUGGCAACCAUGCGUCUGGUGCAACAUAUAAAUGGCUUGCGCCACAAGGAUGUGAUUACCAUGGGCCAACACCAGCAAUGCCGCAAGCAUCCUCUCCAUCAUCUGUGCUAAUGUUUCCACAAAUUAGCUCCAAGAUACCUAGCUUUGAAUACGUAUACAGAAGCCUGGAUAAGGAUGAGAAUAUUAGUCUUAACCCUACUCAAGGUAUGGGAAGAACCAAUCGUACAUUACCUCUCUGGCCUCACCUUGUUUCUGGCAAAGUGAUAGAUGAAUGCACUGGGUCUGAGAAGUUGCAGACACCUGACAAGGGUCCAGAGCAUGAACCAAAUGUCUGCAAGAUCUUUGGUAUCUCUUUGACUCAAAAGGUUCAGGCAGGCGAUGAAGUGGAUUGUGGCAAUGGCAAUUACAGUUCACGGCACCUGUCUUCAAAGCCACAAAUGCCAAAAUCACUACGCAACAGUUGUGCGACUGUUCAUGAGCAAAGGCCUGCUGUUGGCAUGGUGGUCGAUGUUUCUGCAGUUGAUAUGAUGAUCUGAUUCGUCUAAUUUAUCCUAGGGGAGGAGAAGCCGAAAUAAUAGCCUGUUGCAAAAUUCAAAUUAGUGAUACUCGUGGACGCAAAACCUACAUUCUGGUCGGUUCAUCCCUGAUCCCUCUACAUGUUGUUGCCAGUUUGCCACCAACUUAUGUAUCUUAGGUCGGUAACCACAUCCUGGUUUAUGAAAGGGGCACCUGGUGAAUGCAUGGACCAAGAGUGCUUAUCGAAUUUGUUGUGCACUUUCUCAAGCUUUGAUUAUCUUGCUAGAACCUCAACUUAAGCUCUCUUCUUAAUCAGCAUUUAUGUUGUAAGACUUAAUAUUUGUCUGGAUAAGCACAAUUUGAUUUCCAAGUA